GCCUUAUUACGUGUGCAGAUGGUUCGCGGAGGCCCCCUAUCCUUCCGCGGUCUGCUUGCGCCAGAGUUCAAGCAUAAGCUCAUUACAGAUCUCAACUGGCAUUCACUCAGGACAAAAGCUUAGUAAUUACCUCAAAUGAAUCGUCAGUCCAUUAGGCAAGAUUCGUCCCCAACCUGAAAAGCGACCGACUUACACAUAAAAGGAUGCACACGUUUGCCUCAAAGAUGUAUAUCUCUGUUGACAACACUAUGGAACCAGUCGAAGCUCAGGGAAGCCCCCCUAAAGUCCUUGACAGACUCUUCAAAACUACAAAAACCUCCACUAUCCCCCAUCUCACAGAGCUUCGCAAGGCUCUUGGCUACGGCAACCCAGGCCUAGACCAGGACAUCGCCUUCAAGAGGGCUGUUCGAACCCAGAUCGAAUCUUUUACAUCUCCUAGCACCAACCUACCUGCAUAUAGAUUCACAAAGUGGAGGUUGCCUCUUCACCAAAGAGGUCUCCAAGAGGUCACCAAAGACUUCCUCGAUACCAAGGGCAAGGGGCCUGAGUUCUGGCCUGCAAGGCAUAACUCUGUCAACACAAGGUGUCUUGAGUAUUAUAAAGACUCUUCUCGAAUACGCCGUCUCAUGAUUAAAGUCUUUUGGCGUGCAGCACAAGAGUACAAGCGACACAAGCCCUCAAAUUCUGCCACUACCAAGCUGCUACUACAGCCCAGCGACAGAAACACUUCGCCAUUAGAGCCCCUUGACACACCGAGUGACGACAAACGCCAAGUUCUCAAGAACAACUUUCACAUACUCAAAGGCCAGAGUAUCGACAACCCCAUAGAUGUUGAGAGCAUGCAGUCCACAACGAACACACCAGGGCCGUCCACAGACGACCACUUUGCAGCCUUUGGAAUGUCCGUUAGAUUUUCUGUCCUUACACAACAACGACAAGAUACGCCAGAGGAAAGCUCGAGUUCCGAGCCUCUUUCGUCUUCCCUUUUAGUCCCCGACACAGCCGAAACUAUGAUGCCUAUUCCUGAAGAAGCAGAGAGUACGUACAGUACAGACCCGUACGAAGUGCCCAAAAGCCCGCCGAGGGCCACUGAAACUGCACAGGAUAAUGGUAAGCGUCCGGUCGAGUCAGACUCCAAUGAUAGCAACCAUCAAGCCAAAGUCCCCAGACAAGGUUCGAGUACAUCUGUGAAACCGACACGUCAGCCUCCAAAGAGCACUCGGGAUGGCAGAAAGACCCAGAGUCUCCCCCCUCAAGUCCGAAGCUCUCGAAGACAGAGUAAGCUAGUCCGCCGACAGGAUGCUGCUGCAGAAGAACAGAUUCAAGCUACCGAGAAUCCAACUCCAACUCCAUCACCUCCCCCAGCUGCAAUUGUAACUCAGCGUGGAAGUAAUGCGAACCAAGGCAAACUGCCCUCAGCCAACACUGAUGGUUCCACUUCCAAGACUCCGGCAGGGGAAGCACAAGGCCAGUCUUCAACCGCAGCCGUCAGAGCAGAGGUAGCUCGCCAGGCUGCAAGGCAGACUACAGAGGCAGCCAUAGCAGCGGGUGUAGACCAGCAACUAGACACCCACAGCACUUCUACAACUGGCCUCUCCGCUAAAGCUCAAGGAAAGCUACCUGCUGUCCCGACCAGACAGACCCCAGCGGUCCAAGCUGGGCCCAGCCGGGAGCGGGAGCGGGAGUCUACAGCGAGACCAGAGGCCAGUGCUGCGAGACAAGAAGGCAGCAAUUCUGGGAACCCAGAGCCUGAAGACAUACAGCAACAAGUAUUGAAUGGACGUGAAACAGUCAUCAGAUCCAACAUCGCUAAUGGCGUUGACUUCAGGUCUUGGAGACCUUCAUCUCCCCUCUUCCACAUGUCUCUUGCAAGUGUGGCCUGGGAGUUGGGUUUGAGGCCCGGCCGAGCCCUUCAUAUGUCUCUCAGAGGUCGAAUAACCAACUUGAAUGAAGAAUUCGAGAACGGCCAAGAGAAAAAGUUUGAAUCCUUCAAAGAUGAGUGUUUGGACGUUAUUACCCAGCAACAUUCUGGUGCUGCAUCUACUCCAGGAUCGCAGCGACGACAGUUGAAGAUUUACUUUUCGGAUAAGCCUAUUUCGGUGGACGUGUAACUUGCAGUUGGGCUUCGGUGCAAAAUUGUUUUCUUCUUUCUUUGUGUUUUUAUGGUAUUGUAUUUUUCUCCUUGAGGAAUUGGCGGAUUCAUGACUUUUAAUGGCUAGACGGGUAUGGAAGUGUUAACGGGUUUCUAUUCUAUGGUUUUUUUUUUUUUUUUCUUAUC
Messenger RNA from Fusarium redolens, 2278 nucleotides. RefSeq lists its product as uncharacterized. NCBI's taxonomy places the organism in Eukaryota, Fungi, Ascomycota, Sordariomycetes, Hypocreales, Nectriaceae. The record is from RefSeq and is a predicted model, not a curated record. The coding region runs from base 204 to 2111 and encodes 635 amino acids. The transcript is spliced from 5 exons.